Molecule: messenger RNA, 3486 nt
Organism: Varanus komodoensis (Komodo dragon)
Lineage: Eukaryota; Metazoa; Chordata; Lepidosauria; Squamata; Varanidae
Gene: GRM5
Product: glutamate metabotropic receptor 5
Exons: 8
Coding region: 1-3486 (1161 amino acids)
Biological process (GO): trans-synaptic signaling by endocannabinoid, modulating synaptic transmission; G protein-coupled glutamate receptor signaling pathway; regulation of synaptic transmission, glutamatergic
Cellular component (GO): postsynaptic density membrane
Molecular function (GO): G protein-coupled receptor activity involved in regulation of postsynaptic membrane potential; adenylate cyclase inhibiting G protein-coupled glutamate receptor activity
Source: RefSeq, a predicted model, not a curated record
AUGCUCCUUCUGAUUGUUAUCUUGUUAUUGAAGGAAGAUGUCUGUGGGAACUUUGGUCUUUUGGUUUCUGCACAGUCCAACGAGAGGAGGGUGGUGGCCCAUAUGCCCGGCGACAUUAUCAUUGGGGCUUUGUUCUCGGUCCAUCAUCAGCCAACGGUCGACAAGGUCCAUGAGAGGAAAUGUGGAGAGGUGAGAGAGCAAUAUGGGAUCCAGAGAGUGGAGGCCAUGCUCCAUACACUAGACAGGAUUAACCAGAACCAAACGCUGUUGCCCAACAUAACACUGGGCUGUGAGAUAAGGGACUCGUGUUGGCAUUCGGCGGUAGCUCUCGAGCAAAGCAUCGAGUUCAUAAGGGAUUCUCUCAUCUCAGCAGAAGAGGAAGAAGGAUUGAUGAAGUGUGUGGAUGGAUCUUCUUCUUCCUUCCAUGGCAAGAAGCCCAUUGUUGGAGUCAUUGGGCCUGGGUCCAGCUCUGUGGCAAUCCAGGUCCAAAACUUGUUGCAACUUUUCAACAUACCUCAGAUAGCCUACUCAGCCACAAGCAUGGACUUAAGUGACAAAACCCUGUUCAAAUACUUCAUGAGAGUGGUACCCUCUGAUGCUCAGCAGGCUCGAGCGAUGGUGGACAUUGUGAAGAGGUACAACUGGACCUAUGUGUCUGCAGUACAUACAGAAGGAAACUAUGGCGAGAGUGGAAUGGAAGCCUUCAAAGACAUGUCGGCCAAGGAAGGCAUCUGCAUUGCCCAUUCCUACAAGAUCUACAGCAAUGCUGGGGAGCAGAGCUUUGACAAGCUGUUGGAGAAGUUACGGAGCCAUUUACCCAAGGCACGAGUCGUGGCAUGUUUCUGCGAGGGGAUGACUGUGCGAGGGCUGCUUAUGGCUAUGAGACGCUUGGGGCUGGCCGGAGAAUUUUUGCUGCUAGGCAGUGAUGGGUGGGCAGACAGGUAUGAUGUGACAGACGGCUACCAGCGUGAAGCUGCUGGCGGAAUAACAAUCAAGCUCCAGUCUCCCGAUGUGAAAUGGUUUGAUGAUUACUACCUGCAGCUUCAGCCAGAAACCAAUCACCGCAACCCGUGGUUUCAGGAGUUUUGGCAACACCGGUUCCAGUGCCGGCUGAAGGGGUCUCCUCAGGAGAAUACGAAAUUCAAUAAGACCUGCAGCAGUAAUUUGACCUUAGAAACGCAACAUGUCCAAGAUUCCAAGAUGGGAUUUGUGAUUAAUGCAAUAUACUCCAUGGCUUAUGGCCUCCAUAACUUGCAGAUGGCACUGUGUCCGGGUUACGCUGGUCUUUGUGAUGCUAUGAAACCUAUCGAUGGACGGAAACUCCUGGAUUCCCUGAUGAAGGCCAACUUCACUGGGGUUUCUGGGGACACUAUCUCAUUUGAUGAGAAUGGAGACUCACCAGGAAGGUACGAGAUCAUGAAUUUUAAGAAAAUGGGGAAGGACUACUUUGACUAUAUCAAUGUUGGAAGUUGGGACAACGGUGAGCUGAAAAUGGAUGAUGAUGAGAUUUGGUCAAAGAAAGGUUCUAUCAUCAGAUCUGUCUGCAGUGAACCUUGCGACAAAGGAGACAUCAAGGUUAUCCGCAAAGGAGAAGUCAGUUGCUGUUGGACCUGCACACGAUGCAAAGAAAACGAAUUUGUCUUCGAUGAAUACACAUGCAAAGCCUGUGAGCUGGGUUCUUGGCCCAACCAUGACCUCACCGGAUGCGAUUUAAUCCCAGUCCAGUAUCUCCGAUGGGGUGAUCCAGAACCAAUCGCAGCUGUGGUUUUCGCCUGCCUGGGCCUCCUGGCCACCAUGUUCGUGACGGCCGUGUUCAUCAUGUACCGUGACACUCCGGUCGUCAAGUCAUCCAGCCGGGAGCUCUGCUACAUCAUCCUAGCAGGCAUCUUUCUGGGCUACCUGUGCACAUUCUGCCUCAUUGCAAAGCCUCAGCAGAUCUACUGCUACCUUCAAAGAAUCGGCAUCGGUCUCUCCCCGGCGAUGAGCUACUCGGCCCUGGUGACAAAAACGAACCGCAUUGCAAGGAUCCUGGCCGGCAGCAAGAAGAAAAUCUGCACCAAGAAGCCUCGGUUCAUGAGUGCGUGUGCCCAGCUGGUCAUCGCUUUUCUCUUGAUAUGCAUCCAGCUUGGCAUCAUCAUCGCUCUGUUCAUCAUGGAGCCACCAGAUAUAAAGCACGACUACCCGAGCAUCCGAGAAGUGUACCUGAUAUGCAACACCACCAACCUGGGGGUGGUGACUCCUCUUGGAUACAAUGGCUUGCUCAUCUUGAGCUGCACCUUCUACGCGUUCAAGACCAGGAACGUCCCUGCCAAUUUUAACGAAGCGAAGUACAUCGCCUUCACCAUGUACACGACUUGCAUCAUCUGGCUGGCCUUCGUGCCCAUUUAUUUCGGGAGCAACUAUAAGAUCAUCACCAUGUGUUUCUCGGUCAGCCUAAGUGCCACCGUGGCUCUGGGCUGCAUGUUCGUGCCAAAGGUGUACAUCAUCCUUGCCAAACCAGAGCGGAACGUGCGUAGCGCGUUCACCACGUCGACGGUGGUCCGCAUGCACGUUGGGGAUGGGAAAUCGUCUUCCGCGACGAGCCGUUCAAGCAGCUUGGUCAACCUGUGGAAAAGGAGGGGAUCGUCUGGAGAGACUCUAAGCUCCAACGGCAAAUCUGUCACAUGGGCCCAGAAUGAGAAGAGCACCAGCCGGGGAGCCCAUCUCUGGCAGAGGCUCUCUGUUCACAUCAACAAGAAGGAGAACCCCAACCAGACAGCCGUGAUCAAGCCUUUCUCAAAAAGCACAGACAGCAGCCGACAGGGCAGCAGUACUGCUCUCACCGCCACAUUCCCCGAAUCCAGUGCCAAAACCCUUUACAAUGUAUCUGAAGCCGAGGAGCACUACCCGGUUCAGUACCGAGCUCAGACUCCUUCCCCCGUCAGCACAGUGAGCCAGAGGACUGCCUCACUCAGCCGGACGGAAGACGAUGCCCCAACCUUCCAGUCAGAGCAAGCCCAGCGAAGCAGCUCCUCCCAAGGCUCCCUGAUGGAACAGAUCAGCAGCGUGGUGACGCGCUUCACCGCCAACAUCAGCGAACUGAACUCCAUGAUGCUUUCCACCACCACGCCGGGAGCCAUGGUGGCUACUCCUCUGUGCUCUUCCUAUCUGAUCCCGAGAGAGAUCCAGCUCCCCACAACCAUGACGACCUUUGCAGAGAUCCAGCCUCUCCCUGCCAUCGAGGUCAACGGAGCUUCCCAACCAGCCCGGAAGCCCUCUUGCGGCAGCGUCAAAGAAGGCCCUCCAGCGGAAACACCACCAGCAGCAAAGCCAGACGUUGAGGAGUUGGUGGCUUUGACCCCUCCUUCCCCCUUCAGGGACUCUGUCGAUUCCAGGAGUGCUUCGCCCAGUUCCCCGGCCUCCGAAUCUGCCCUCUGUAUCCCUUCAUCACCAAAAUAUGACUCGCUUAUGAUAAGAGAUUAUGCUCAAAGUUCUUCUUCUUUGUGA